AUGGAACCUCCCAAGAAGAAGGCCAGGCAGAGUGUUGCGAGACGGGCCCCUUACGCCGCUGCUGCAUGCGAUUAUUGCCAUGGACGUAAGCUGAAGUGCUCUGGGGAUCGGCCCUGCCUUCGCUGCAAGAAACAUGCCAUCUCGUGCAGUUAUCCUACUGCAAGGCCGGAGUCAAGUUCUGCAGUUCAGCACGGCGACGAUCAGACGAUCCCAGAGGCGCUUUACGCCAGCAUCGAGGACUUGCAACGCAACCUGGACGACUUUAAAGCGCAACUUCGCGAAGCUACAGCUCCCGGGCAGCCCGGACCUGCCCAUCCAAGCCCGCCAGAAAUACUGCAGCUGCAUCGUACUCCUGAUAUAAAUGGGCGAGACGAAGCCGUGCCUGUGAAACGGCAGGCAGAUCCAGACAUUCCAGAUGUAUACGCUGGCCCUACCAGUUAUACUUUUGGAAUGGUCACAGCCGAUGCAAGACUUUCCAACCUCACUCCAUCCAGUAGGGAGUGUACUACGAUCGAUAGUCCGUCUCCUCCGCCUAUCAUUGGUCAUGCGCUUCCAGAGUCAGUUGUUGAGACAGGUGAGGCGGGGGAAGCCCACAACGAAACCUCACUCGAGAAAUUCACGCUAGAAGACGCCUUGCAGUGCUUGGACACGUUUCAAGCUGUGUUCGGAGUCCUCCACUCUCUGCCUCAGCUGGAGAAGAUCAGGUUGAGUUUGCCUAGUCUUUUGCGGUCUGCCAAAAGAUCACUCUGGAGCAGGCCCACCACUCCAGGGCACUGUGGCCUACUGGAGAUGCUGAAGAUCAUUCUGGGAAUCGCCUUGGGUGCACAGACUGGGGGUAGAACAAAGCUGUCAGACACCCUUUACCAGAGUGUCGAACCUACCAUCGUUACUGCUGCCUUCCAGCGCUCUAUCAGUCACGACUUUAGAGCCUUGCUGCUGCUCGUGGCAAUAUAUCACUUCGGUAAUGAGGAUCUGGUCCUUGGGUCUAGAGCCAUCAUGUAUGCGGCACGUACAGCUGUUGAAGAGGGGCUCUAUCGAAUCGAAAAACUCUCGGCCAUCGUCCCCGAUGAAAAGGAACGCCAGGCGGUAAUCCGGCAACUGUGGAGCUUGUUUGUACUGGACCGUCAGUUCAACUUCGCCGCUGGAUUGCCGCAUCAUCUCAAUGACAGUGACGUCGACCUGCCCACUCCUGUGGAUGAUGGCUACCUCGCUGCAAUGGUCAGCUACGUGAUAUUCGGAGCGCAAGCAUGGAAUUCACUGGUGAAUCGAAGUAUGCUGGCAAGUGGACAAGCUCCAUCAAAAGAUGCGAUGAAGUUCUUCCACUACCAGGUCCAUCAAUGGCAUCAGGACUUGGACCCUUCAGUGUGUUUCGAUGCCGCAACAAUCGAAUCCGACGAUCAAAGCUUCUUCACCUCCACAUCUGGUGAAGUGGAGUUGUAUCGCAAGACACUCCUGUAUCUCCGCGCAAACCAGAUUCAGAUCCUUGUCCUCCGUCCCAUACUCAUAUAUCCUCAAACAGCUCGCAAAAAUACUGCGCUAGUCAUGGAAGCCAUCAGCUUGGCCAAGAGGUCUAUCAGGACGUUGAGGAUCUUGGCCACAGAUGUCUAUUUUUAUAGGACAAGGCAAGCACUCUUUAACCACUUCCUCUCCUCUGCAUUAGCGGUCCUCUUCCUCGCAGCAGCAUAUGAUGCAGAGGCGCGCGCGAAUAAAGCUGUGACCGAGGACGAUGCAGCCAUAUUUUUGGGGCAGUCGACGAUGGAGCUUCAGCAAGGUCUCGAUCUGAUCGAAUACCAUCGCUCUCACUCGCAGUCGGCAGCCAGAUUGUGGGCACGUUUCUACCACCCGAGACAUCAGCUGAUUCGACUGGGUAUCUUACCAAGCGGUGCUGGAACAAGGUAUCAACAAGAUCAGCAUCUCCACCAGGGCCCAACAAGAGCAGGUCGGAACGAAACGCCGGAACUGGAAGAGCGUCACCCAGAUGGCAUAGUCGCCGACGGAGACACUGAGCUAGGCGGAGAAGGAGAUUUUGCUUCGCAAUUGGACACGUCCAAUUCCAUAGGCUUUGAUCCAGCGGAUUUUGAUCAUGAGGAUGGUCUGCUAUGGCUGGAUUGGUUUGAUGGGGCGUUCAUGGAUUCCUCCGUCCCGUUUGGCAUGCCAGGAUGGAUGUGA
Messenger RNA from Fonsecaea multimorphosa CBS 102226, 2169 nucleotides. RefSeq lists its product as uncharacterized. Bases 1 to 2169 code for a protein of 722 amino acids. Gene Ontology annotation, cellular component: nucleus. Lineage: Eukaryota; Fungi; Ascomycota; Eurotiomycetes; Chaetothyriales; Herpotrichiellaceae. Gene Ontology annotation, biological process: positive regulation of transcription from RNA polymerase II promoter by galactose; DNA-templated transcription. The record is from RefSeq and is a predicted model, not a curated record. The transcript has 4 exons. Gene Ontology annotation, molecular function: RNA polymerase II cis-regulatory region sequence-specific DNA binding; zinc ion binding; DNA-binding transcription factor activity, RNA polymerase II-specific.